Messenger RNA from Panonychus citri (citrus red mite), 795 nucleotides. Its product is annotated as stromal cell-derived factor 2-like. The transcript is spliced from 2 exons. The coding region runs from base 80 to 739 and encodes 219 amino acids. NCBI's taxonomy places the organism in Eukaryota, Metazoa, Arthropoda, Arachnida, Trombidiformes, Tetranychidae. The record is from RefSeq and is a predicted model, not a curated record.
UUGAUUUCUAAUUGUUGUGUAUUGAUUCAUCUCUUGAUUUUAAUUUUUUUUUUCUCUUGUUUACUUUUCUAGUCAUACAAUGGAAGGACUCUUACCUCACUUUUUCAUACUUACAUUGUUUUUGGGUGACAAUUUACUCACUGAGGCUUCUAUAAAGUAUCCUUAUGUAACCUGUGGUUCAGUUGUUAAAUUGGUGAAUAAAAAUUUUCAAGUGAGACUUCACUCUCAUGAUGUUAAAUAUGGAUCUGGUAGUGGUCAACAAUCAGUGACCGGUACACCUGAAAAAGAUGACAUGAACAGCUAUUGGGCUGUUAAAGGAGCUUCCACAGUAGAAUCUUGUAAAAGAGGUGAACCCGUUGCAUGUGGAGCUAAAAUACGUUUGGAACAUGUCAACACAAAGAAAUACCUUCAUAGUCAUUUAUUUAAAUCACCUUUAUCUGGUAAUCAAGAAAUCAGUGCAUUCGGUGAGAAUGGAGAAGGAGAUUCUGGUGAUAAUUGGACGGUUGUUUGUAGUGAAGAUUUUUGGGAAAGAGAUUCUUCCAUCAGGUUUAAACAUCUUGACACUGAAGCUUGGUUGGGUGUCUCAGGUCGAACCUAUGGAAGACCAAUUCAUGGACAAGCGGAAGUGGUCGCAACAUCUUAUCCGGAUAGUUCUAGUUACUGGCAAUCCCAAGAAGGCGUUUUUAUCAAACCUUCCGAAAUGAGGGAUUUUAGUAAUUCAAUUAAAGACGAACUGUGAUUUUUUUCUUCUUUUCCACUUAUAGAUAACAUUAAACUAAUUUAUUCACGAUGUUA